Molecule: messenger RNA, 4550 nt
Organism: Menidia menidia (Atlantic silverside)
Lineage: Eukaryota; Metazoa; Chordata; Actinopteri; Atheriniformes; Atherinopsidae
Source: the annotation of a GenBank genome assembly
AAAGCGCACACCGGAAGUUACUUCACCCAUUUCCGCUGUCUUGACAGCACCUCUACUGGUGUACAGUAUUUGGCGUUACAGCCAACUGGCUACUGCCGAGUGUUGAAGGGGGCUGAUAGUCGGGGCUACUCUCCGAGUUCACUCAACAACAUCGAGCUCGCCUCUGUCAGCGGGCUAGCCCCGGACUGCUUUCCCCCGACCCGCUCCAGGGACCGCGGGAGGGCGACGCUCGGCUGUCAGGCUCACGGGGAAGUUGGGCGUAUUGACCACGAAAAUAAGAGAGGCGGCCGCCAUUUGAGCCAGAAAGCAGCAGAAAAAACCACCCGGUCUGUCAGCGGUUACACGACCAUGUCUCCAUCAGUUCCCUUGCAGGAGAUGAUCCGUGCCAUCAGGUCAGCCCGGACCCAGUGUGAGGAGCGGGGGGUCAUCCAGAGGGAGUGUGCAGCCAUCCGGGCGCAGUUCAGACAGACCGACAACGGAGGGCGGUCGCACAACCUGGCAAAGCUCCUCUACGUGCACAUGCUGGGCUACCCGGCUCACUUCGGUCAGGCACGGAAGAGGACGCCUCUGGAGCCGACCCCGGCCUCUGCCCGGGUCCUUUGGAGAGAAGGGACGCCGGCCCUCGGGCAGAAGAGGCGACAGCGUUUUCAUCCAGCUCCUCAUUUGCUCCUCUCCCAGAUGGAGUGCGUUCGUAUGAUCGCCAGCCCUCGAUACAGCGACAAGCGCGUGGGCUACCUGGGAGCCAUGAUGCUGCUGGACGAGAAGCAGGACGCCAGCCUCCUCAUCACCAACUCCAUCAAGAAUGACCUCUCUCAUAGCAACCAGUACGUGCAGUCUCUGGCUCUGUGCACGCUGGCCUGUAUGGGAUCUGCGGAGAUGUGCAGGGAUCUGGCACCAGAGAUAGAACGGCUCCUACGAGCCUCCAACUCCUACAUAAAGAAAAAGGCAGCUUUGUGUGCCGUUCACAUCGUGAGGAAGGUCCAUGAGCUGGGAGAGCUCUUUGCCCCCGCCGCCCGCUCCCUCCUCAGCGAGAAGAACCACGGCGUGCUCCAUGGAGCCGUGGUGCUCAUCACCGAGCUGUGCGAGCGGAACCCAGAAACUCUGGAGCGGUUCAGAAAGACGGUGCCUGAUCUAGUCCAGAUCAUGAAAGGCCUGGUCAUCUCUGGGUAUUCUCCUGACCACGACGUGGCAGGAGUCAGUGAUCCUUUCCUACAGGUGCGCAUCUUGAGGCUCUUGCGGAUCCUCGGGCACAACAAUGAAUCGGCGAGCGACGCCAUGAACGACCUGCUGGCUCAGGUAGCCACCAACACAGACAGCACCAAGACGGUGGGCAACGCUGUGCUGUAUGAGACCGUGCUCACCGUUUUAGACAUCAAGUCAGAGAGCGGCCUCAGAGUUCUGGCUGUGAACAUCCUGGGGAGGUUUCUCCUGAACAACGACAGAAACAUCCGGUAUAUCGCCAUGACGUCUCUUCAAAAGAUAGUGGGGACGGACCACAAUGCCGUGCAGCGCCACCGGGGAACCAUAGUGGACUGCCUGAAGGACCACGACGCGUCCGUGAAGAGGCGUGCCUUGGAGCUCUCCUUGGCUCUCGUGUCGGCCUCCAACAUCCGCUCCAUGAUGAAGGAGCUGCUCCUCUUCCUCUCCUCCUGCCCCGCUGAGCUCAGGGCUCACACCACCAGCGGCAUCUUCAACGCCGCCGAAAGGUAUGCCCCCUCCCAGCGAUGGCACAUAGACACCAUCCUGCAUGUCCUCACCACGGCGGGGGGGGACGUGAGGGAUGAGACGGUGCCCAACCUGAUCCAACUCAUCACCAACACCUCCGAGCUGCACUGUUACACCGUCCACAAGCUGUACCGGGCCCUGCUCACCGACAUAUCCCAGCCAUCUCUGGUCCAGGUGGCGUGCUGGUGUAUUGGAGAGUACGGAGACCUGCUGCUGAGGGGGGAGUGCCAGGAGGCCGAGCCCGCACAGGUCACGGAGGAGGACGUCCUGGACGCCUUGGAAACGGUCCUGCAGUCUCACAUGUCGUCCCCGACAACCAGAGGCUUCGCUCUGACCGCCACCAUGAAGCUGAGCACGCGCAUCACCGACAACGUGGACCGGAUCAGAAGCAUCGUCAGCAUCUACGGCAGCUGCAUGGACGUGGAGCUCCAGCAGAGGGCGGUUGAAUACAAUGCCCUCUUUAAGAAGUACGACCACAUGAGGGCGGCGGUGCUGGAGAGGAUGCCCGUGAUCGAGAAGAACUCGCCGGGUCACACCAACGGGGAGGCCGCGGGGGAGCCCGCCAAGGAGAGCCAGCCCGCCCGGGUCAAGCAGGGAGAGGCCGCGCUGCCCCAGCCGCUGGCCGGCCAGGUGUGUGACCUCCUGGACCUGCUGGGUGGCUCUGAGGAGCCCCUGCGGCCCGCCGCGACGGGAAGCGGCGCAGUGCUGGCGGCCGGGACCCCCCCGGCUGCCGGAGGGGCCCUUCUGGACCUGCUGGGGGGGCUGGAUCCGGCUCCCCUAACAGCAGCCCCCACAGUGACCGUGUACGAGAAGGCCGGCGUGGCGCUGACACUGAGCUGCGAGAGCCAGUCGGACACGGCCCUGACCGCCACACUGGAGGCCUCCAACUCGUCCGACUCGGACAUCAGCGGCUUCACCCUGCAGGCGGCGGUGCCCAAGAGUGUGCAGUUACACAUGAAGGCCCCCAGCAGGGACUCGCUUCCCGCUCGAGGAACAGCAAAAGUGACUCAGGUGGUGGUUCUGAGCAACCCAAACAAGGUCAAUCUAAAAAUGAGGGUCCGCAUCUCUUACACCAGCCAGGGUUCAACCAUCCAGGACACCGUCCAGAUCGACUCCUUCCCUGGUCUCAGUGCUGCUGGACACUGACCAACAUGGCCACGACCAGGAGCAGCCGGACGCUGAGAGCUGCUCCCAGGAAACCCCAACACCUCUUCUGUUUGUUUUUCAUCAGACACACAUGACGAAUAGUUCACCUUUAGGAUUCUGCAGGUAAAAUAUGGAUUAACUAAAGUAUCUGUAGUUUUUAGAGAGGUUUUAAGAACAACAGAUAACAGACUCAGUAACAUAUAGUUUUUUUUUUGUUUUGUUUUUAAGAUUGUGAACUGGAUUUCACACACAUCAGGCGUCCAGUCCCGACCAUAUCUCCACACAAGCAGACUUUAGAUGCGACAUCCCACUUAAAUGAUACAAAGAUGUUACAGCUGCCCGGUUACGUAGCCAUGACAACUCUUAGAACGCUAAUCAUUCAACUACAGCAAUCAUGGUUUGGGUCAGUUUACCAUCAGUGACUUUUCAAGACUACCAGGGACUUUUUUCUUUUUCUUUUUUAAUAAAAAAGCUAUUCUACCAAAAAAAUAUUUAAGGGAAAAAAUAUUUUUGUGCAAGACCUUUUACCAGAUAUCAAAAUCAUAUUCACACAGCAACCUACCGGCAUCUCCAGGGUCCGCAGACUUUUAAAACCCACCGCUGAUUGUAUUUAACAGCUGCAGUAUUCUGUCAGCCGGGUGAGCCACCAUCAUUUCUACUGCAAAAGUUAGGUCCUAGGUAUUUUUAUCUUUAUCCUCUUUGCACUGAUAAAAGUAGAAUACUACCAAGAAAUGAGACACUUCCAACACUACUACUGUUUGUUUUUGUUUUUUUAUUGUAUGUAAUACAAUUAGUCAAUUCUAGAUUGAAGGGCGGGAGAUUUUUUGGACUGCUUUUACUUGCCUGUGUGACAAUUCCAAAUACCCACUUUACACUCCUGAUUCAUUCCCCUGUGCCUUUUAUUAUAUUACUUGUUCUUUUUCAAAUAUAAUUGUGUGUUCUUUGAGGGGAGGGGGGGGCAAGACUAUUUAAAUGUAAAUUAUGCUCGCAAGAUUUCUGGUUUUGAUUCCCAUACAAGCAUCACUUUUCCUGGCAAAAAUAACUAUCUUUUGUUUACAGAUGUAUUUAUGAGGAUUGUGUCUAGUGGUUUGAGGCUAACAAAAAAAAGAAGUCACAGUACUGUCUAUGAAAAUGUUUUUUAAUGUCUAACGUAAGCACAACCAAGACGUGUACGUGUCUGGGAACUCGACACCAGUGGUUGAAUGAAGUGCAUAAUACAAAUUUUAGUGGGAAAACGGCAUGUUAAUACUAAUUUGAUGAAUCAUUGCUGCUCACCAAGCAGUUUAACACUAGAAACAAGAGAAUUAAGGCGAAAUCUGCUCGGCUUUGUGUAUCUACCCUGAUUAAGAUGGGUAGGCCAGAGAGAAUGUUCUGUCCCCUGACUGAAGUGUUCUUGAUUACUCAGUCUUGGAAUAAAAGAAAUACUCAGGAGUGAUGCGCUUUUUGUGUCUGAACUCAUCCGGUGCGUUUCUACUGGAGAACAAGACUUACAGGAAAUCAACUUCAGCAUUUAUUCACAAGCAAAAAGAACACACUGUUCUCAAACUAGCUUUCACAAAGCACUGGUGCCAGCAUGAACUGUUUGAAAUCAGAAAGCCAAUGUGAGUUUACCAAAAAAAAAAAAAAAAAACAUCUAAAAAAAGAAGAAGAACGUUUUUUUUUUUGGAGGGAUGAUUUAG